AAGUGCCGGGCUAGCUGUAAGAAUAGCGGCUUUCUCGAGCGCUGAACCUGGUGGGUUGCAGUUCUGGGGUCCUGGUGACAGCGCAGGAGCAGGGUCGGAGCGGGGCGUCGGGGCUGAGCGGCAGGAUGAUGGAGGAGGAGGAACUGGAGUUCGUAGAGGAGCUGGAGGCCGUGCUGCAGCUCACGCCUGAGGUGCAGCUAGCUAUCGAGCAGGUAUUUCCAAGCCAGGAUCCUCUCGAUCAAGCUGACUUCAAUGCCGUUGAGUAUAUCAACACUCUGUUCCCAACAGAGCAAUCUCUGGCAAACAUAGAUGAUGUCGUGAACAAAAUUAGACUGAAAAUAAGGAGACUGGAUGACAAUAUCCGGACUGUCGUAAGAGGUCAGACAAAUGUGGGGCAGGAUGGAAGGCAAGCUCUCGAAGAGGCCCAGAAAGCCAUUCAGCAGCUCUUUGGCAAAAUCAAGGAUAUCAAAGACAAAGCAGAAAAAUCAGAGCAAAUGGUGAAGGAAAUCACCCGAGAUAUUAAGCAGUUAGACCAUGCCAAGCGCCACCUGACCACCUCAAUCACGACACUGAACCACCUGCACAUGCUGGCCGGUGGGGUCGACUCCCUGGAAGCCAUGACCAGACGCAGACAGUACGGAGAAGUUGCUAAUCUCCUUCAGGGCGUCAUGAAUGUUCUGGAACACUUUCACAAGUACAUGGGGAUCCCACAGAUCCGGCAGCUUUCUGAAAGGGUGAAGGCUGCACAGACUGAGUUGGGACAGCAGAUCCUGGCUGAUUUUGAAGAGGCGUUUCCUUCGCAGGGUACCAAGAGGCCGGGGGGACCCAGCAAUGUCCUGAGAGAUGCGUGCCUGGUGGCUAAUAUUUUGGACCCCAGAAUCAAACAGGAAAUCAUCAAAAAGUUUAUUAAACAGCAUCUGUCAGAGUAUCUAGUACUUUUUCAAGAAAACCAAGAUGUCGCCUGGCUGGACAAAAUUGAUAGACGUUAUGCCUGGGUGAAGCGUCAGCUUGUGGACUAUGAGGAGAAGUAUGGUCGGAUGUUUCCACGGGAGUGGUGCAUGACAGAGAGGAUCUCAGUAGAAUUUUGUCACGUGACAAGGACAGAACUUUCCAAAAUCAUGCGAGCCAGAGCUAAGGAAAUUGAAGUGAAAUUGCUUCUCUUUGCGAUUCAGAGAACAACUAACUUUGAGGGGUUUCUUGCAAAACGCUUCUCCGGUUGCACCCUGACAGACGGAACCCUGAAAAAGCUGGAGUCCCCAUCGCCGUCUACCAAUCCCUUCCUGGAAGACGAGACAACACCAGAGAUGGAGGAGCUGGCGCUGGAGAAAGGAGAGUUAGAGCAACCAAAGAAGCCCAAGGCCCCAGACAACCCAUUUCAUGGCAUUGUUUCCAAGUGUUUUGAGCCUCAUCUCUACGUGUACAUUGAGUCCCAGGACAAAAACCUCAGCGAGCUGAUAGACCGAUUUGGGGCAGAUUUCAAAGCCCAGGGCCCCCUGAAGCCUAACCCUGAUGAAGGGGGUUCUGUACUCCCCAGCUGCGCUGACCUCUUUGUCUACUACAAGAAGUGCAUGGUGCAGUGCUCACAGCUCAGCACAGGCGAGCCCAUGAUCGCCCUGACUACCAUCUUCCAGAAGUACCUCCGAGAAUACGCCUGGAAGAUCCUCUCUGGCAAUCUGCCUAAGACCAGCAGCAGCAGCGGGGGGCUGACCAUCAGCAGCCUCCUCAAAGAGAAGGAGGGCUCUGAAGUGGCCAGGUUCACUCUGGAGGAGCUGUGCCUCAUCUGCAGCAUCCUCAGCACAGCCGAGUACUGUCUGGCCACUACCCAGCAGCUGGAAGAAAAACUUAAAGAAAAAGUUGAUGUCAGUCUGACUGAGCGAAUUAAUCUCACAGGAGAAAUGGACACAUUCAGCACUGUCAUUUCCAGCAGCAUCCAGCUGCUGGUUCAGGAUCUGGAUGCGGCCUGUGAUCCUGCCCUGAUUGCCAUGAGCAAGAUGCCGUGGCAGAAUGUGGAGCACGUUGGUGACCAGAGUCCUUAUGUCACUUCCGUUGUUCUUCACAUUAAGCAGAAUGUUCCCAUCAUCCGUGACAACCUGGCUUCCACACGGAAAUACUUCACACAGUUCUGCAUUAAAUUUGCAAACUCAUUCAUUCCCAAAUUCAUCACCCAUCUCUUCAAGUGCAAGCCAAUCAGCAUGGUGGGGGCAGAGCAGCUGCUGCUGGACACCCACUCCCUGAAGAUGGUCCUGCUCGAUCUCCCAUCCAUCGGCUCACAGGUGGUGAGGAAGGCACCUGCCAGUUACACUAAGAUUGUCGUGAAAGGCAUGACCCGGGCUGAAAUGAUCCUCAAGGUGGUGAUGGCCCCUCAUGAACCGUUGGUGGUGUUUGUUGACAACUACAUCAAACUCCUUACGGAUUGCAACACAGAAACCUUCCAGAAAAUUCUGGACAUGAAGGGGCUGAAGAGGAGCGAGCAGAGCAGCAUGCUGGAACUGUUUCGGCAGAGACUCCCUGCCCCGCCCUCAGGGACAGAAAGUUCCAGCACACUGUCCCUAAUGGCUCCAACACCAGAGCAGGAAUCAUCCCGCAUCCGCAAACUUGAGAAACUGAUUAAAAAGAGACUGUAAGGAACAUACAGACAUUGCCAGGGACCCUGAGCAACUAACUGAUUUCUGGAAAUCCUCACUCUCUCAGGACUCUAGGUCCUUAGUCUUGAAACCCCUGGGGUCAUUACGGUUAUUAAAAUAUCUCCCCCAUA
This is a messenger RNA of Peromyscus eremicus (cactus mouse), 2755 nucleotides long. RefSeq names its product VPS53 subunit of GARP complex (gene Vps53). Gene Ontology annotation, biological process: retrograde transport, endosome to Golgi. The record is from RefSeq and is a predicted model, not a curated record. The transcript has 22 exons. Bases 126 to 2624 code for a protein of 832 amino acids. Lineage: Eukaryota; Metazoa; Chordata; Mammalia; Rodentia; Cricetidae. Gene Ontology annotation, cellular component: GARP complex.